UGGUGUGUGCUGCGUACCAGUUUCUGUGGUGUAAAUUCUCCCAGCAUGGCAAUUGAGAAGGUUCUGGUGUAACCACUGCACUUGGGAGUUGUGUGAUGUGCAUAGUCUGCUCUGCCAAGCCAAGUCUAACGUGCUCCUGUGUGUCCUGUGCUUAGAGGGAGAGGGAAGUUUGAUGACUAGAUCAGGCCAGGCCCCUGGGGUCGGUGCCGAGAAGGCGACUUGAACCCUAAACACUAAUAAAGCCCAGGAGGACACAGGCAUCUACUUGGAAGCCAAGUGGCAUCAGCUGUUAACAUGAAUGUGACUUGGUACUGGUGUGAAAGACAGUGAAUUAAUAUGCGCCCUGGCGUGCAAAAGAAUGAACUAGUUCAUAUGCUGGACUGUGAAAUGUGUUGGCUCUGGCUAUGAAUAAUGACCGCCACCACCCUAGGCACAAGGUGACUUCAACAGACAGCUACAUCUUAUGGUCUGGACAUUGAAUACCAUGGUGCAGGCUAUGCUUGGGCAUCUGUGCAGUCCUUUGGCUGCUGCCCUGAGUCCCCCUAGGAUGCACCCUGCACGUGUGUACCCCAUUGCUGUGUCCUGAAGAGCCCAGUGAGUGACCACCAUACUGAAGACACUGAUAAGAGUGAAGGGCAGUGUCUAGGGGAAAAAAGGGGAAUUUUUCUGAGAGCCACAGGGUGACAUCACAGGUGGCUGGCUGGAGGCUUGUGUCCAUGGCCCUAGCUGCCCCACCCCCUGGGUGCACCUCUGCUAGCUGAGGGUGACACAACCCUGUUCCCUGUCACUCUGUUCCCGCUUAUCUCUCCCGCCUGUUCGGCGCCACUAUCUUCUUGGAAAUGAGUCAGGGCAAAGGGGAGGGGGUUCAGGCGUCCCCUCCUCCAACUGGUCCCAUAAAAAGGACUAGGACUGGGUCCCAGACACCAGGCAAGUCCUUAGACUGCACAACAGGACAGAACGCACGAUGGCACAGAGCGCUAAGAUCCAGGCUGCCUGUCUCCUGCUUCUCCUCGUCGCCAGCCUGGCCAGCAGCUCCUUUCUCCAGCAGCUGGCAAGACAGCCUGAAGCACUACAGCCUGGGCACAGGGCAGAAGGCAGGGCCGACAAGACGCUCCUAAUUCCAACGCGAACCAAGCGGGACACCUACUUCCCAGUCUGCGUCUUCUGCUGUCGAUGCUGUAACAAUCCUAGCUGUGGCAUCUGUUGCAAAACAUAGAGCCAUGUGUCCAGUUCUCUCAGCACCCCUAGCCUCCCUCUCAGCCCCCAUUUAUUUAU
This is a messenger RNA of Chionomys nivalis (European snow vole), 1275 nucleotides long. It is a transcript of the gene Hamp, whose product is annotated as hepcidin antimicrobial peptide. Gene Ontology annotation, biological process: intracellular iron ion homeostasis. The transcript has 3 exons. The record is from RefSeq and is a predicted model, not a curated record. Gene Ontology annotation, cellular component: extracellular region. The coding region runs from base 965 to 1216 and encodes 83 amino acids. NCBI's taxonomy places the organism in Eukaryota, Metazoa, Chordata, Mammalia, Rodentia, Cricetidae.